This is a messenger RNA of Staurois parvus, 246 nucleotides long. The record is from the annotation of a GenBank genome assembly. NCBI's taxonomy places the organism in Eukaryota, Metazoa, Chordata, Amphibia, Anura, Ranidae.
ACUAAUGUUACAAUUUGUAUAUGUGGAUACCAGGGGCGGACUGACAACUCAUGGGGCCCCCGGGCAAUAGAGGAUCAUGGGGCCCCUGUGUCCUUGCCCAAACUCAAAAAAGCCUAUAGAAAAGGUACCAGGGGCAUCUCAUGGGGCCCCCUACUGACCCCGGGCCCUCGGCAGUGCCCAAGUUUCCAAAUGGUCAGUCCGCCCCUGGGGCGUAUUUACCGCAAGGCAAACAAGGCACUUGCCUAG